GAUUUUGCAUUUCCAGGGGAAAGAACUGUAUGUAAACAAUAUAGUUCUCUCCCCUGUCAGCUUCUGUGCACUGCUUUGUAUGGCUCUGCAUAGCAGAGCCAUACAAAGCAGUGUGCUUACAGUGGACUACACACACACAGCCUCAUAGUAAAACACACAGCACACAGUUAACCCUUUGAUCAUGCCAGAUGUUAACCCCUUCCUGCCCAGUGUCAUUAGUACAGUGUCAGUGCUAUUAAUAAGCACUGAUCACUGCAUUGGUGUCACUGUGGAUGUCAGUGACACCAAGUCAGUUCCCCCCAGUGUCAGAACGCCUGUUGCAGUCCCA
Molecule: messenger RNA, 328 nt
Organism: Staurois parvus
Lineage: Eukaryota; Metazoa; Chordata; Amphibia; Anura; Ranidae
Source: the annotation of a GenBank genome assembly